Messenger RNA from Triticum turgidum subsp. durum (durum wheat), 399 nucleotides. NCBI's taxonomy places the organism in Eukaryota, Viridiplantae, Streptophyta, Magnoliopsida, Poales, Poaceae. The record is from the annotation of a GenBank genome assembly.
AUGAACACAUGCUAUGAGAAUACAAGUCUUGCUGAAAUUGAGUGUUUGAUGCAGUAUAUGGGGGAGCUUGGAGUACAUUUUGGGGUGUACCGUAAUGAUGAACUUACCAUAGAGGAUGUAAAGAGGAUGAAGCCACGAGGAAUACUUAUUUCUCCAGGGCCUGGCGAACCACAAGAUUCAGGUAUAUCAUUGCAGACUGUUCUGGAACUCGGGCCAACCAUCCCAAUAUUCGGAGUUUGCAUGGGUCUGCAGUGCAUUGGAGAGGCUUUUGGAGGGAAGAUUAUUCGCGUUCCUUCUGGUGUGAUGCAUGGAAAAAGUUCCCCAGUUCACUAUGACAAAGUUUUAGGAAAGGCCAUAUUCGAGGGCUUGUCAAAGUAUGAUUUCUCGACAGUUCAGUAA